GCUCUUCUUCUCCACCUCUCCCUCGUCCCCACCUUUCUCCUCAUCCCCACGUCUUUCCUCAUCCCCACCUCUCCCCUCAUCCCACAUCUCCCCUCGUCUCCAUCUCUCCAAUCAUCCCCACGGUCCCACCUCUCCCCUCAUCCCCACCUCUCCCCUCAUCCCCACCUCUCCCCUCAUCCCCACCUCUCCCCUCAUCCCCACCUCUCCCCUCAUCCCCACCUCUCCCCUCAUCCCCACCUCUCCCCUCAUCCCCACCUCUCCCCUCAUCCCCACCUCUCCCCUCAUCCCCACCUCUCCCCUCAUCCCCACCUCUCCCCUCAUCCCCACCUCUCCCCUCAUCCCCACCUCUCCCCUCAUCCCCACCUCUCCCCUCAUCCCCACCUCUCCCCUCAUCCCCACCUCUCCCCUCAUCCCCACCUCUCCCCUCAUCCCCACCUCUCCCCUCAUCCCCACCUCUCCCCUCAUCCCCACCUCUCCCCUCAUCCCCACCUCUCCCCUCAUCCCCACCUCUCCCCUCAUCCCCACCUCUCCCCUCAUCCCCACCUCUCCCCUCAUCCCCACCUCUCCCCUCAUCCCCACCUCUCCCCUCAUCCCCACCUCUCCCCUCAUCCCCACCUCUCCCCUCAUCCCCACCCCUCCCCUCAUCCCCACCUCUCCCCUCAUCCCCACAUCUCCCCUCAUCCCCACCUCUCCCCUCAUCCCCACAUCUCCCCUCAUCCCCACGGUCCCACCUCUCCCCUCAUCCCCACAUCUCCCCUCGUUCGUUCCUGCCUGCCUGUCCCCUCCAUGCAGACGGCGGGGUGGUCGUUCAACCAUUCCUGCAAACCGCACAAGCUCCUGCCGCUGGUUACUACUCGGCUGGUUACCACCCAGCUGGUUACACGCCUGGCUCGGAGUGGGGCAGUGGGGGGGAGGCAGUGUGGGGGCACUCUGCCUUUGGCGGGCAGGUGUGGGCUGGAUCACCCACAGGGACUCCUGCACCCUGCUGUAGCAGCAGCAGCAGCAGCAGGAGACGGCAUUCCCAAGCCUAGAAUCCCGGGCCCCAGGCGUCCCCCCAAGCCUAAGAUUGCCCAUGCGGCUGGUUCAUCUGAUUCACAGCUUGUGCCCUCGCCUUCCUCCAAACCCGCUCAACCAGCACCCCACCUUGCACCUGCCGGACCCCCCUUGCCUUCCACGCCCGCCAAGUGUGCUACAGCCGCUGCUACAGCUGUGGCUACAGCACCUUCCCCUGGCCCAUCUGCCAGUGCGGCUCUUGCAGCAGCAGGGUUGGAGUCUGACGGUGCUGGCCGUCCUUCAUCUGCUGCGGCUGCCACUGCUGCUGCUGAUACCGCUGCUGGGGCUGCCUCUGAGUCGGUGAAGGAGAGGAGGCGCACGAUCAAAAUCAAAGGAGGCGCUCAGCGGAAGGUUCUCGUGUUGGUUUCACCUGAAAAACCACCUGAAGUGCCUGCGUCGCAAGCAGAGUCAGCUGCAGUGCAGAGUGGAUCGACUACUGUGCCUCCAGGGAGUGAAACGGUGCCGCGAAAGCCAAAGAGAGUUAUUAUAAUCUCACGCAAGAAAAGGGAUGCUGCUGCUGCUGCUGCUGUAGCGGAUAGUUCCGGUGUUGCUGCUGGUGCUGCUGCUGGUGCUGCUGCUGGUGUUGCUGCUGCAGCUGCUGGUAAUGACACCGCAGCUGCUGCUGGCGCUGCUGCUGGUACUGCUGCUGCUAGUGAUGCUGGUGAUGGUGCUGGUGCCACUGGUGCCACUGGUGGUGCUGGUGGUAGCAUUGUCCGUUCCGGCCACAAGGCAGUGCAUGGGGAAGGGGAUCCCACCAGUGCAAUGGCGGCGAGAGGGAAGCAUGGAGGCGAUGGCGAGGGUGGUGUUGGAGGGAAGGAUGAUGUGGGAGGAGGUGGUACGGGUGGGCAGGGAGGGAAGGUUGGAGUAAAGGUGAAGAUCAAGCGUAGAGUGAAGGUGAAGCUUCCUGAAGGGAAGAAGGUAGUUGGUGUGAGUGAAGGGGGGCGUGGUGAGAAGGGAAAGGAUGGUGAAGCUGCGAUACGACGGACGGGAGGGGAGGCAGGAGGGGAAGAGGAUGGAGGGGAGCGGAAGGAGGGAGAAAAGAAAGAAAGGGAAGGGGAGAGAAAGGAAGGAGGAAACAGAGAAAAGGGAGCGGAAGAAGGCGAGAUUGGGAAGAGAGGCAAGAGGGAAGAGAGAGGGGAGGGAGGGUUGGCAGGGGGGAAGGCGGAAGAAGCAAAUAAACGGGAGAGAGAGAUGGGGAAGGGUCCGAGGAGAGAGGAGGGGGAAGACGAGGGGGAAGACGAGGGGGGAGAGGGAGGGAGAGGAGGAAAGAGGGAGAAAAAGGGGGAGGAUGAGAAGGGAAGGAGGCGUGCGGAGGGAGAAAAAGGGGGGCUAGUUAAAGCUGUACCCGCAAAGAGGGGGAGACCUGUUGGUGGGUCCAAGGCUGCUGCGGCUGCCAUUGCCGCCGCCGCCGCCGCCGCUGCUGCUGCUGUAGCAGCAGGGGCCGCCAGUAAUACCGAUGCUGCUGGUGCUGGUGCUGCUGUCGCUGAGGGUGUUGCUGUGGCGUCUGGAGGGGUGGAUGCUGGCAAGGCGGCACCUGAUGAGAGGCUGACAGCAGCACGCAAGGACAAGGCGCUUCUGGCUGCUGGGGCGGGGCGAGAAACGGUUGGAAGGGGUGAUAUGGAAGGAGAGAAGGACAGAGGAAAGAAGCAUGCAGAGAAGGUUGGAGAAGUGAAGGAUGGAGGAGAAGUGAAGGAUGGAGGAGAAGUGAAGGAUGAAGGAGGAGUGAAGGAUGGAGGAAAAGACUCCGGGAAGGCAGAGGCUGGGGCGACUACUAAAGGGGGAGAGAGGCCAGAGGGAGAGAGGUCUGGGAAGGGAGAGAGGCCAGGGGGAGAGAGGCCAGGGGGAGAGAGGUCUGGGAAGGGAGAGAGGGUGGGAGGAGGGGGAAGGGAGGAUGGGGUUGGUGAGAGAGAGAGGGAACGUCCUAGAGAGGGGAGGAGGAGGAAGAAACGUGAGAAGGAGAGAGGUGAGUUGGUGGGGAAGAGGGGGGAGAGAGUGAGAGCGGGAGAAGGGGAGGAGACGGAUGGAAAGAAUAGAGCUGUGGCAGAGAGCCAUGCGGAUGAGGGUGAAGAGGGCGGCGAGAGGGGCGAGGGGGCAGUGGGUGCAGCGGUGGGCGAGGGAGUAGCUGGGGGAGAGGUCUCCAAGGGAGAGGAGAGUGAGUUGGGGAGGGAGAGUACGAUAGACAGGAGGCGACAUGGGGGCAGGGAGAGGAAGAGGAGUGGUGAGGAGAUGGCGAGGGGGGGAAGGAGAGAGGGAGGGAGGGGUGAGGAGUUGGAACUGCAGGUGCAGGUGAAGGAAGAGAAGGGCGGGAAGGAGAAGCGGCUUGAGGAGAGGGGGAGAGAGAAGAGGGGAAGGGACGAUGGUGCUGUAAGGAGGGGAGAAGGGGAUGAAAGGAAGAGACGCGGGGAUGGUCGGGAGGAGGAGGCAAGGGAGGAGGAGGAUAAGGAGGACGAGGAGGAGGGCAGAAAAGGGGAGGGGGCAGAAAGGAUGUCGGUCCGACGGAGAGCAGCGGGAGUGCACGAGACGGGUGGAGAGGAGGGGAUGAAGCGGGUGGGUGGUGAUGAGACAGGCAGAUAUGAGCACGAGGAGGAGGGAGAGAGAGGGGACACGGAGAGGGGGAUUGCAAGAGAGGACAAGGAGAGAGGGGAGAGAGGGAGAAGAGGGAGGAAGGGGAGGGAGGCGAGUGAGGGCGGGGAGGGGAGUGUGUGGUGCGGGUUGUGUGGGGGAGAGGAGGAGCAGGGCAGUGCGAGAGCUGCUCGCCUGGUGCCGUGCCCGCAGUGUGGUCGCAGCUUCCACCGCCACUGCCUGCUGGGAAUGGCAGACAACAGAGGUACGUCUGUGUGCCGUGUGCCUGCCGUGUGCCUCCCCUGCCCCUCGUUCCACCCAUUGACCCGCUUCCCCCCUCCCGUUGCCCCACAACCCCCACCUCGGUUGCCCCACAUUCCUCCCAUGCCUUUCCCCCCGUGCCCCACAUCCCCUCUUGCCCACAUUCGUCCGCACUGCCGUGCUGUGCGCAGGCAACCUGGACUGGCGGGACUGGGUGUUCCUCACAAUAUUCUCUGCACCCCUCUGCAUCCCUCUGCACCAUCUACCCGCCUCUUCAUUCCCCUGCUCCCCUCUGCAACCCUCUACGUGCCUCUUUAUCCCUCUGCACCUCCUGCACCCCUCUGCACCCCGCCAGUCACCGUUCAAGGGCCCGUUCCUGUGUCCCAGGCACACGCAGUGCCACAGCUGCGGCUCCAAAGUGCCGGGCAGUGGCACGUCCUCGCGGUACGAAGUUGGCAUAACAGGGAGUGGGGAGAUGGGCUGGAGGCAACAGGGGAUGGGGAUAAUAGGGAGAGGGAAGAUUUGUGGGGGGUGGGAGUGUGGGAGAGAGACGGGAAAAAACCUGGGUGCAAGCUGCUCCUUCAGCUAAAUGCCCUCUCGCCUUCUCUAUCCCUCCCCACCUUCCCCUCCCUCCUCUCCCCUUACCCUCUUUUCUCCCAGUCUCUCUGCGCUCCCCUCUCUGGUUCUUCCACCAUCCCCUAUCUCACCAUCCCCUAUCUCACCAUCCCCUAUCUCACCAUCCCCUCCUCUUACCACUUCUCCCCCUAG
Molecule: messenger RNA, 4644 nt
Organism: Closterium sp. Naga37s-1
Lineage: Eukaryota; Viridiplantae; Streptophyta; Zygnematophyceae; Desmidiales; Closteriaceae
Source: the annotation of a GenBank genome assembly